This is a messenger RNA of Dacryopinax primogenitus, 516 nucleotides long. RefSeq lists its product as uncharacterized. Lineage: Eukaryota; Fungi; Basidiomycota; Dacrymycetes; Dacrymycetales; Dacrymycetaceae. The transcript is spliced from 3 exons. The record is from RefSeq and is a predicted model, not a curated record. The coding region runs from base 1 to 516 and encodes 171 amino acids.
AUGGCGAUAAAAGUGGCCUUCUCCCUCUCCCAACCUGGCAAGCCCGUCCUGCGCUCUCUACUCCUCAUCUCGACAGGCGCUCCUCAGCUCAGUCAAGCGGACAUCUUACAGACGACAAGGGAGGAGGGAUGGGAUUCCAAACCGCCGAUUGGAGAAUCAACCCUUCUCCAUCCGCGAUCUACCCUCUUCCGUAAUGGAAAAGCACCAACCUAUAAUUACAAGGAGACGGUCAUUAUCACUUCCCAAUUUGAGGAGGUGCGCAUCAUCCCAGAGGAUGCCCGUUCUGGCUCCCUCGCGAGGAAGACAGACGCCUACCCCCUCGCUCUCCUUAAACACGCACAGCGUAUCCUUCAACCACGCAGUACUGCAGAGCUUUGCGCCCCUCCCCUCUCUCCGGGGGCUUCUCCGUCCCGAUCUUCCGCACGCACCCCGUCCCGAUCUUCCGCACGCACCCCGUCCCGAUCUUCCGCACGCACCCCGUCCCGAUCUUCCGCACGCACCCCGUCCUACCCCUGA